AUGUUCUGUACAAAUUCAAUAAUUCGACAAAAACAUGCAAAAAUUUUAUUAGACUUUUAUCGUUUUAAAUCAGCUUUAAGAACACAUAUUUUGCCUAAAAGUAAAUCAAAAAAUGAUAUUAUUCUCUCCAAAAAUAACAAUCGUUAUACAGUAACAGCUUUGCCUGGGGAUGGAAUUGGACCUGAGAUGCUUGGACAUAUUAAACGAAUAUUUUCUUCUUUAAAUAUUCCUGUUGAUUUUAAUGAUGUUGAAUUAAAUUCUAAAGACCCGACAGAUGAGGAAUUAGAAAAGGCAAUAAAUGCUAUACACAAAACUGGGGCUGCUUUGAAAGGAAAUAUUGAAACAAAAUUUGACAAUCCAGAUUUUAAAUCUAGAAAUAUGGAACUUCGUCGUCGACUUGAUUUAUUUGCAAAUGUUCUUCACUGUGUUUCUGUCCCAACAAUCCCCACUCGUCAUCACAAUCUUGAUUUGGUGUUAAUUAGAGAGAAUACUGAAGGAGAAUAUAGUGGGCUAGAACAUGAACCUAAACCUGGAAUUGUUGAAAGUUUGAAGAUUGUAACUCGACAUGGAAUUGAAAGAAUAGCUCGUUACGCCUUUGAUUAUGCUGUUUUGAAUAAUAGACCAAAUAUUACAGCAAUUCACAAAGCAAAUAUACAAAAAUUGGGGGACGGUCUAUUUUUGAAGGUUUGUAAAGAAAUUGCUGAUACUGAAUAUAAAUCGAAAGGAUUACGUUUUGACUCUUUAAUUGUUGACAAUGCUUGUAUGCAAUUAGUUAGCCGUCCACAACAAUUUAACGGGGCAAUUUUACUUAUGCCCAAUCUUUAUGGAAAUAUAAUUUCGAAUAUUGCUUGUGGUUUGGUUGGAGGGCCAGGACUUGUUUCUGGAAUGAAUAUUGGGGAAGAAUAUGCUGUUUUUGAGACGGGAACUAGAAAUACAGGCACAUCUUUAACUGGUAAAGAUUUGGCUAAUCCAACAGCUUUUAUACGUGCAGCUAUUGACAUGUUACGUUAUUUGGGGUUGGAUGGUUAUGCAGAUAAAAUGUCAGAUGCUUUAUUUAUUGCUUUGACUGAACGGAAAUUGCAUACACCUGAUAUUGGGGGAUCUUGUCACAGUUCAGAUAUAGUUAAAGCUGUUAUUGAAUUGAUGCAAAAAUAA
Messenger RNA from Meloidogyne enterolobii, 1155 nucleotides. NCBI's taxonomy places the organism in Eukaryota, Metazoa, Nematoda, Chromadorea, Rhabditida, Meloidogynidae. The record is from the annotation of a GenBank genome assembly.